AUGUCAUACUCCAGUGAAUUCAUCCAAGAUGCCGCAACGACUGAUAUUGUUAAACAUUUUCCUGAAGCAUAUCAGAGCGAACGACCGCAGAGAUUAUAUUACAAAGAUGGCGAAAUGUUUGUCAAAGACGAUUUUAUAAAACAGCAUCCAAUACCAAAGUCUUGUUUCUAUCAGAAAAACAAGGGAGAAAUAUUAUUAGAAUCAAGUGAAGAUGACUCCUAUUUGAUUUUUGAUUGUUAUUGCGAAGAAGAAGGAAAUGAUGAACACAUACAUCAUCUUAGAGCCUUCAAGCUUCAUUAUCAUUUUUCUGACAAUUCUUUCUCGUUACAGGAACCAAAAGUGGAAAAUAGUGGUUUCUUCCAAGGAAGAAUAUUUUGGCAUCAGAAAAUUCCAUUGAAGAACUGUAUUGGUGGUCCUUAUACAACAUGGAAAGAUUUGAACAUCAGUCAAGACAUCGACUUAUUUGGGAAAAUUUAUAGAAUUACAAAUUGUGACAGCUUUACUAAGAACUUUUUGCUGGAGAACGGUAUAAAAGUGAAUGAUCCUGAAAAAAUUCCCGAAGAUCCUUGGUUAGUACGAAGAAGAACAAAAGACUCAUCGUCUCUUAAGCUCGACAAUGGAAUGACAGAUUUCAUUCCGUGUCCGAAAGUGAUGGCAUUUCGUUGCUGCUGGUUAGACACUUCAACAGAUUUUAACUCGGUUCGGUUGAAAAGAAUCUUCAGACUCACGCUCUUCACUAUGGAUAACACAAUUUCACUGACAGAAGAGACGAAGGAGUUCGAAGGACAGCUGUUUCUGAGAAGAAUGCAAUUGCCGAUACCACCCACUGGUACUCAGAGGAAAACGUUUUAUAGAAAUCAUGACUUUCGUCCAGGAGUUUGGAUCGAAGUUUUCAGCCGUCCCAUGUUUAUAUUUGAAUGCGUAGGCUAUGAGACAAGAAACUUCAUGAAGCAGCAACAUGGCGAAACUGAGUUUGGGAGUUCAUCAAAUGAAAUUCUUCUUGCUGGACCACCUCCAAAUCCAAUUUACAAAGAGAUCCAAACUUUACAAUUUUUGGCAAAAAUGGUUGAUCCGCCUCCAAAAUUCAUCCAGACUGUUUUUAUUUUGACUUUCGACAUAAACAAGAGAAUUGUUAAUAUUGAUGAAUCCGGAAAAACAUACAAAUGGAGUAAAGGAAGAUCUUUUUUAUUCAAUAUUGAUGCUUCGAGUUACAAUGAAAAUCAGUUUUCGAUCGGUGAGACUGUCCAGUUCUUCCGUUGGCAUUUUCUGUUGAUGGAAGGAAACAAAGAAACAGAAGAGUACUUGAAAUGGAAAACUUCUACAAGUUAG
Auanema sp. JU1783 is the source of this 1329-nucleotide messenger RNA. The record is from the annotation of a GenBank genome assembly. Lineage: Eukaryota; Metazoa; Nematoda; Chromadorea; Rhabditida; Rhabditidae.